Dipodomys spectabilis (banner-tailed kangaroo rat) is the source of this 904-nucleotide messenger RNA. It is a transcript of the gene Shfl, whose product is annotated as shiftless antiviral inhibitor of ribosomal frameshifting. The annotation marks the transcript as partial. Gene Ontology annotation, biological process: viral translational frameshifting; innate immune response. Gene Ontology annotation, molecular function: ribosome binding; sequence-specific mRNA binding. The transcript is spliced from 8 exons. NCBI's taxonomy places the organism in Eukaryota, Metazoa, Chordata, Mammalia, Rodentia, Heteromyidae. The record is from RefSeq and is a predicted model, not a curated record.
CCCAGCUGCGCGGCGCGGCGCUCCGAGGGCGCGGCCGGACCCGGGCCGCACCAUGGCCCAGGACGGGGUGGAGUUGGAGAAGAGCGUCAGGCGCCUGCGGGAGAAGUUUCAUGGCAAGGUGUCCCCCCAAAAGGCGGGGGCUUUGAUGAAGAAAUUUGGAAGCGAUCAUACGGGGGUGGGACGCUCCAUCGUCUACGGUGUGAAGCAGAAAGAUGGACAGGAACUGAGUAAGGACCUGGAUGCCCAGGACCCACCAGAGGACAUGAAGCAGGACCGGGACAUCCAGGCAGUGGCCACGUCCCUCCUGCCGCUGACGGAAGCCAAUCUGCGCAUGUUCCAGCGCGCCCAGGACGACCUCAUCCCCGCCGUGGACCGGCAGUUCGCCUGCUCCUCCUGUGAUGAUGUUUGGUGGCGCCGCGUACCCCAGCGGAAGGAGGUCUCCAGAUGCCGCAAGUGUCGCAAGCGCUACGAUCCGGUGCCACCGGACAAGAUGUGGGGCCUGGCCGAGUUCCACUGUCCCAAGUGUCGGCACAACUUCCGGGGCUGGGCACAAAUGGGGUCCCCGUCCCCCUGCUACGGGUGUGGCUUCCCCGUGUAUCCAACGCGGAUCCUACCCCCGCGCUGGGACCGGAACAUGGACCGGCGGAGCUCGCACACGCACUCCUGCUCGGCGGCGGACUGCUACAACCGGAGAGAGCCCCACGUGCCCGGGACGUCGUGCGCGCACCCCAAGAGCCGCAAACAGAACCAUCUGCCCAAAGUCCUGCACCCCAGCGCCCCGCACGUCAGCAGCGGCUCCACCGUGGCCACCUGCCUGAGCCAGGGCGGGCUGCUGGACGACCUGGACCGCCUCAUCCUGGAGGACCUGCAGGAGGAGGAGGAGGAGGGGGAGGGGGAGGGGGAG